This is a messenger RNA of Triticum dicoccoides, 2840 nucleotides long. Its product is annotated as dihydropyrimidinase-like. The transcript has 12 exons. The coding region runs from base 888 to 2585 and encodes 565 amino acids. Lineage: Eukaryota; Viridiplantae; Streptophyta; Magnoliopsida; Poales; Poaceae. The record is from RefSeq and is a predicted model, not a curated record. Gene Ontology annotation, biological process: pyrimidine nucleobase catabolic process. Gene Ontology annotation, molecular function: dihydropyrimidinase activity. Gene Ontology annotation, cellular component: cytoplasm; cytosol.
UUUAUUUGAACUCUGAAGAUAGUCGUAACCACCUUUGAUUCUCCACCAACGAAGGGGAGAUUGCUGGAGUGUAUGCAGAACACACUCCAUGAGCUGAGCUGACAAAGAAAGACCUCUUACAGUUAUUUGAUGAAGUGAUGACUGGCUUCUGCUUGGCCUAAGGUGGGGAUCAAAUGUGCUUUGGGGUCACUCCUGACUUGGCAACAUCAGGGAUGAUCAUUGGCAUGUUUGGAAUCUUCUUGACAGAAGGUUCUGCGGAUGCCAAGAAGAGUUGCUAUUCCGGCGUUUUUUUAGGUUACGCCAAGGUAUAGUACUACUAGAAGAAGGAUCUUUGUCUGGCACCUUCUCGUAUCAAGCCGACUGAGAAAGUUCUUCAACGGAUGCAGCAGGUUAUGAGAUAUGCAGAAGCGCCAUGAUGCCACCUUACUUGCUGGCCUGUAUAUGAUUUCGCUGGUUUAGCUGUCCUUGCAGCACGCAGCAUCUCCUGUGCUGCAUGUUGCCUGGCUGCCCACUGGCCACUCAAUGGAUGCUCCCUGAUAAAUACUCCCUCUGUAAAGAACUUGGUCUAAAGCACAUGCAGGACUUGGUCUGAGAGAAUCAAUCCACAGAAUCAUCGGCUCUGUUACGGCACACCGUGAAAAUGACCCCGAUGAAUCUGCCAUUGGUGCCUGGGCUCUGCAAGUCAACAGCCCGUGGAGUGGAGGAGAUUAUCCGGAUACAUUGGGGCCGCACCAGCCAAUCCGGAGCUUUUCUGUUAGACAAGAUACGCUCCGCUGUCAAAGAGGGAGAAGGCGUGAAACAAACCAACAAACUAGUGCCACUACUUCUCUGCUGCGAUUUGCGAGCGAAUCGCGGCUAGCAGGAGUUGGAAAGUGGUGGCCGGACCCAUGGCGACGCCCUGCCGCCUCCGCCUCCGCCUCCGCCUCCUCUUCACCCUUCUCGUUGCCGUCGCCGUCGCGGCGUCUCACCCGGCACAUGAGUUCUGCGCGGCCGCGGGAGGAGGCGCCGGCGGCUGCGGAGGAGGAGGGGACGGCACGAGGAUCCUGAUCAAGGGCGGGACGGUGGUGAACGCGCACCGGGCGGAGGAGGCCGACGUCUACAUCGAGGACGGCGUCGUCGUCGCCGUCCGGCCGAACAUCCCGGUUGGUGACGAUAAUGUCAGAGUGAUCGAUGCAACCGGAAAAUACGUCAUGCCAGGUGGAAUUGACCCGCACACCCACCUGGAGAUGGAGUUCAUGGGAACUGUAACCAUAGAUGACUUCUAUAGUGGUCAUGCCGCAGCACUGGCUGGUGGGACAACAAUGCACAUCGACUUUGUCAUUCCAGUGAAUGGGAACUUGACUGCGGGCUUGGAAUCCUACAAACACAAAGCAGAAAAGGCUGCUAUUGAUUAUGGAUUCCACAUGGCCAUUACCAAGUGGAAUGAUGAGGUUUCGAGGGAAAUGGAAGUGAUGGUCAAGGAACAUGGUGGGUGCAUACUCUCUUCUGCAUUCUUGGAUUAUUCUGUUACAUAUCGUGACAUGACGAAGAUCCUCUGUGCCAAAUUUUCAGGGAUCAAUUCUUUCAAGUUCUUCAUGGCAUAUAAAGGUUCCUUGAUGGUGACGGACGACCUCCUCCUUCAAGGCUUGCAGAAAUGCAAGUCUCUUGGUGCACUGGCUAUGGUUCAUGCAGAGAACGGGGAUGCUGUUGCUGAGGGACAGCAGCGGAUGAUUGACCUUGGGAUAACUGGUCCAGAAGGGCAUGCUCUCUCAAGACCUCCAGUUUUGGAAGGCGAAGCAACUUCACGGGCAAUUCGAUUAGCAAAAUUCGUCAAUACACCGCUGUAUGUUGUUCAUGUGAUGAGCACUGAUGCAAUGGAGGAGAUUGCCAAGGCUAAAAGAGAAGGGCAGAGAGUCAUCGGGGAACCUGUGGUAUCUGGGCUAGUCCUUGAUGAUUCUUGGCUUUGGGAUCCUGACUUUGCAACUGCUUCAAAGUAUGUGAUGAGUCCUCCAAUCCGGGAAGCAGGGCAUAAUAAAUUACUUCAAGCUGCUCUUUCAUCAGGAAUAUUACAGCUUGUGGGAACUGAUCAUUGCACCUUCAAUUCCACUCAGAAAGCUUUCGGUGCUUAUGAUUUCAGGAAGAUUCCCAAUGGCGUAAAUGGAAUUGAAGAACGGAUGCAUAUAAUUUGGGAUAGCAUGGUGGAGACCGGCAAGAUCACUGUCACCGAUUAUGUGAGAGUGACAAGCACAGAAUGUGCCAAGAUCUUCAACAUAUACCCGCGAAAAGGAGCAAUCCUUGAGGGAUCUGAUGCAGACAUCAUCAUCCUAAACCCCAAGAGGAGCUUCGCAAUGGGCGCGCGCACGCACCAUUCGAGGUCCGACACAAGCGUGUACGAGGGCAGAAAAGGAAAGGGAAUGGUAGAGGUGACCAUCUCAAGAGGGCGAGUGGUGUGGGAGGAUGGCAAUCUGAACGCCGUGCCCGGUGCAGGAAGAUACGUCAGGACGCCGCCUUUCGGCUACCUCUUCGACGGCCUUGACAAGUCGGAUGCCGUCUACAGGGCUUCCCUCCGAGCACCUGUAAGACGUGGUGAGGCUGCUGCUGCUUAACUGCGUGUUCCACGGCUGGUCUCAUGGCACCCCUGACUCUAUCACUAUCCUAUCUGGUUCAAGAACAAAUUGCACCUAAAGGUGAACGCCGUCUGCUCCAUGUGUAGCUUCCUUGUACAUACAAUCUGCCUCGUUUAUAUCCAGAUUCGGGUAUAGAUGAAAUUGUAAAAUUAAUUAUCCAUACAAGUAUUUUCUUGCAAACAUACAAAUCACAUUUCUGAUUGGGGAAAUUGCAAAUUCACUCAAGCUUUGCCA